Messenger RNA from Aphis gossypii (cotton aphid), 1015 nucleotides. RefSeq lists its product as uncharacterized. Lineage: Eukaryota; Metazoa; Arthropoda; Insecta; Hemiptera; Aphididae. The record is from RefSeq and is a predicted model, not a curated record. Bases 245 to 853 code for a protein of 202 amino acids. The transcript is spliced from 7 exons.
UAAUUAUAACAAUACAGCCAUUCAUUAGCUUUUCCAUUUUAUAAAUUUGUAUAUUUCUGAAAUUUUUAGUUCAGCAAACAAAAACUUAAAGAUUACUCUGAAAGAAUAUCAUUGUCAACAUAUCGACUUGUUGUUGACCAUACUAUAUGACGUAUAUAAUAUGUGCAUAGAGCAUGCUCGCGAUCAUAACUAGUCAAAAAUAAUGUACAUACAAUCAUAAGAUUAAUAAUACUUAAAUUAUUUUAUGUUUCUUGCAAAAGCUACCUGUCAAAUUUAUAUAAUGGAUGGUGAUAAAUUAUUCAAUGAAACUCGAGAUCUCGAAAAAAAAUUUCUUCAAUUUAAAGAAUUUUGGGAUGAUUUGAUUCAACAAUCAAACGUGCUGGACGAAGAACAGUUGUCUCUGUGUGAUAAAUUAUCCAAAUUAAAUUUUAAAAUAAACGAUUUACAAACAAACAAGAUUCAACUUGACGAACUAAGGUGUACAUUUGAAAAAGAUGUGGAUGAUUUGACUGAAAAGAAUAAACAAUAUGUAUUUUUAACAACUCAUCUUGAAGCUCUAAAUCAACGUAAAUAUCUAUUGGAAAAAUAUUCAUUGAAAAAAGGAUUGGAACUAGAAGAAAAUAAGUUAAAAGAUAAAAUAGAUGAUGUAUGGAAGUAUUUUGACAAUAAAAAUUCUAAAUUAGAUGAUGAAAUUAAAAAUCUAGAACAAAAAUUAGCUAAUCGUCAGGAGAUAGUGUCAAAAAUGUUUGAAAAAGAAUGUAACCAGUACAAGAAAUCUAUAGAGAAACUUAAGAAUGAAAACAUUAUAUUAAAUAAAAAGUUAAGCUUGAUAAGUAAGAUUGGAGAAGACUAACGACCAACUUAUAAAAUAACUUUGAUAUAUUAUUUUUAAUAAGUAAUAAUAAUUCCUCUCUAUAAAUAUUAAGCAAUUGUACUUGUAUAAUAACUAGAGUAUAUUUAUAUUUUACUAAUCAUACUAUGUCAUACCUUAUAAGUUAUUAAAUUAUAACUAAAA